AUGUGCCGCGUGGAGUGGCAGCAAUACCUGAGUUCUGUAGUUAUACAGGAGUCACUGUGUAUUACUCAUAUUACGGUUUAUGUUACCGGGGUGAGGCUCAUAAUCAGAGACAAUACUGGACAAUGGAGCUGUAGUGACAGUGUAAACAAAAGGCCAGAUCUUCAAGCUCAUGUGGCCACAGUUAUUGAUGAACUUGGAAGAGCAUCAGCAAAGGCCCAACAUCUCCCAGCACCUGUAACAAGUGCUUCCAAGCUGCAGUCACAGAGGCAUCAGCUCUAUCUGCUGAAGGACGGAGAGAGCAAUGGAGGACGUGGUGUGGUUGUGGGAUUUCUCAAAGUCGGCUACAAGAAGUUAUUUCUACUUGAUCAACAAGGUGCGCACAUAGAAGCAGAGCCGCUGUCUGUUUUGGAUUUUUACGUGGCAGAGAAUUUGCAACGACAUGGCUAUGGGCGGGAACUAUUUGAUUUCAUGUUGCAGCACAAGAAUGUAGAGCCAGUGAUGAUGGCUUAUGACAGGCCAUCUCCCAAAUUCCUGUCUUUCCUGGCAAAGCACUACUGCCUGACACAAAGUGUUCCUCAGGUCAAUAACUUUGUGGUGUUUGAGGCCUUCUUCCUCAACAGAGCAGCAACCCAGUCGAGAAAGGUUCCCCUAAGAAAGCCAGAUGGAGAGAUCAAACCCUACUCGUUAAUGGAGAGAGAAGUGGUACGUCAGGAGCAGAAGGCUCCUCCUUGGCCUUUUGUUCCUCCUCACCUUCCCCAGGAAUCAGUAUCCUCCCAGCGCUCUCAUUCCCUCAGUGUGGAGUCCUCCCCCAGCAGGGCGGCCACCCGAGCAGCUCUAGCUUCUGCCCCUGGGAGCAACAGGGAUCAGAGCCCACGGUUUCCUCUCACCGAGCGCUGCAGGGAGAAACGCACCAGUUCCCUUAACAGAUCUCAGCUGGGCUUCCAUUGACCAGCCUCUGACUGGCACCAUUGCUGCUUCCCUUUAAAGAAAUGGCUACAGUGUCUUAGCUGGAUAGAUGGGCUAGGUGUUUGUGACAUAAAAAAGGAGUCUGCUGUUGUUAAAAUGAUGAUUUGAAUCAAAUGAGGAGAUAACAGGCUUCCUUAGGCAUUAUUAAAAUGUCAUUAUCUGUGCAGCAGAGGGGAAUACGAAGGCUCUGUCCUGUGUGUUUGUUUUAGAACCAAUUAAACUACCUACUACAAAGCUAAACAUGCGAGAUCGCCCGUUUGUCAUACAACUGCCACACACACGAUUUAACCAAAGAAAAUGGUUUGUGUAAGAUUAGGCCUCACCUUCUAUUCCAAGGUCUUGUUCCCAUUCUGUUUUUUUGUUUUUUUGCAUUUGAUUUUAUUGAUGCACCCUGAAUGCAUUUAUAUAUUUUGUUAUUGCUUUGUUUUAUAAUCAUGUUCUUUACGCCCUUCGUUCCCCUAACUGUAUUUUGGCUUGAAUUUCCAUCCCUUGUACACCUGUUCUCUCUCCUUUUCACCCUGGUCUGUAUCUUUUUGUUUUUCUUCUCAUCCUCCUUGCUGGCUGUUGCUGUUUCUCUGCUACCCAACAGGGUCUAGCUGCCAGAUGCAGCCUGCACAGUUGGCACAUGGACGGCAGAGCUGUUGGAUUGCUGAACGGACAUUUGCCAGGUCCCAGCAUCUGUCACUUCCACCUUUAUCUACAUCCAAGAAGGAAAGCAGCAUAUAGACGUACCUGGAUACGGUUAUUAAAGCAUGUGGUGCAGAGAGAAUUAGGGUGAUAGACACCCCCCAGUGUCCAGCAGGAUGCAUGCUGGAUAACCAUCUGUUAGAGGAGAAGAAAAAGAAGGACAGAAGCCAGUGCGGCUGGCUGCGGACCAUAGGAGAGAACUGCUACAGCACACCGUGGGUGGAGCAGGAGUACAGGAGCACCUGGCCAUGGUGAUCAGGACCAAGCUCUGUGAGGAAUUUGGUACUGAAUUUUAGAAGCUCAGUGCUUUCAGACAAAUAUGUGCUAAAGCAGAACCUCACUGUGACCUUCAGAGGUGUUCAGUAGUAUUAAUGCAAUUCUUUCUUGGCCAAGUGCUGAGAUUUCUAACUUUAAAACCACCUGGAGCUUCCCAUACCUUUAACUCAGCAUAAUUUGAAGGACUUGCGUUGUUGGUUCCACUUUGCUUUUCUAUUGUAUUUUUUUUCCUGUCAGUCACUGUUUACACAAGGAUGGUGCUGAGCUCCUCUCCCACAUACACGUGAGCAGAAGAUGUUGAGUCACCAACCACGAUGCUCAUUAAUUCACGUGCACAAAAAACUGCCAGUAAUGCAGACUGUAUGAGCAGUUUAUCAAAGAGGUGCUGAUCAAGCAGAAAUGUGACAUCUUCAUUGCUUUGCCCGGCAUCAACUCACUUAAGUCUCUAUUUGUCUCUAAACCUGUUCAGUUGUGGGUUGGUAUGUUCCUGCACUCUGUUAAGGGCCCAAACACUCUUCUGGACAAAGACAUUCUUUCUGGUUUUCCCCUCUGGGAUAUUACUUCAUCUCUACUGCAGGAACUUACUGACCAAAAACUGAACUUGUACCCGUUGUCUUGGGUCCUUCUUUUGUUUCCAGUCUUCCGCCUACUUCAGAGACAAGAACCAGGAGGUGAAUUUCACACUAAAUCAGAUUCCAAGUACUCGUGAAGGGACAGGGUGGGUGCUCACAGGAUUGUCAUCCUGUCACAGUGUUAGCAAGCUUACUGUGGUUGUGUACUGGUUUAGUGGAUGAAGAGGGGACAGCAAGCUGACCACAGGCAGAGCUGUUGAUGAUCUCCCACUUCCCCAAAUAUACUGUGCCAAUCAAGGCUGUCAGCUGUGUGGAGAAACCCCAUUUACUUCCAGUGGUACUGGAGUGGAGGUAUGUUUCUGAGGCAAAACGUCAGCAUGUAAAACUGAAACAUGGCACCAUGCCACUGGGUUAAAUGAGAAAAUAUUUAGACUCAUCAGCUUGAUAUUCCAGGCAUGAGGAACUGCUGCUUGUCUAAUGUCAACAUCUAUGUGUUUAUAGCCACAAAGCCGAUUAUAGCCGUGUCCUUGUGGCGACAUCGGCCAAGCAGUUCUUUUAGAAGAGGACUAAACCUGAGGUUUCCAGACAUGUUGGUGCUAAACAGCAUUGUUCUGUCUUAUCCAAACAUCCAGAACCAAAAAAAGAGGAAACACACCAAAGUCCACAUUAGCUAUGAAUUGUAUUUAUACAGUGUAAUGUGAUAAAAUAGCAUACAGCAACAUUAGCAUGCAGGAUGAUGCAAAGGAUGAAGACUGUUUACCCAAGAGGACUUGUCUGAAAUGAGGUCAUGUCAGCUGAUGAAGUGGUGGGUUAAAGCAAAAUUACUGGAAUGAGCUCCCAUUAACAAACCAAUAUACAGUGCCUUGCGAAAGUAUUCGGCCCCCUUGAACUU
This is a messenger RNA of Monopterus albus (swamp eel), 3393 nucleotides long. RefSeq names its product alpha tubulin acetyltransferase 1 (gene atat1). The record is from RefSeq and is a predicted model, not a curated record. Gene Ontology annotation, cellular component: microtubule. Lineage: Eukaryota; Metazoa; Chordata; Actinopteri; Synbranchiformes; Synbranchidae. Gene Ontology annotation, biological process: alpha-tubulin acetylation. The transcript is spliced from 12 exons. Gene Ontology annotation, molecular function: tubulin N-acetyltransferase activity. Bases 1 to 948 code for a protein of 315 amino acids.